UUUAAUUUUUUUAAAAAUAUUGCAUUAAGUUGAUUUCUUCAAGCUCGACGAUUAAAUAAAAAGAGAUUAUUAUGAUUUCGAGCAAGCCGCUAUGGUGAAAUCGGUAGACACGCUGCUCUUAGGAAGCAGUGCUAGAGCAUCUCGGUUCGAGUCCGAGUAGCGGCACAACAUCCUGUAAUUUUCAACUUUCAAAAGAAUAUACUAAAUCCUAUAAAGAAUUCAAUUCUUAAUUUCUAAUUAAAGAACGCUCCUGCUUUUUGCUUUUUUGAUUGAAUUUUUGGAUUUAAUUUAAUUAAAAAUUUUUAUGAUAUUUUCAACUUUAGAACAUAUAUUAACUCAUAUAUCUUUUUCAGUCGUGUCACUUGUAAUUACAAUUCAUUUGAUAACUUUAGUAGUUGAUGAAUUCGUCGAAUUAUAUGAUUCGUCAGAAAAAGGCAUGAUAACUUCUUUUUUCUGUAUAACAGGAUUAUUAGUUACUCGCUGGAUUUUUUUGGGCCAUUUACCAUUAAGUGAUUUAUAUGAAUCAUUAAUCUUUCUUUCAUGGGCUUUUUCCAUUAUUCAUAUGAUUCCGUAUUUUAAAAAACAUAAAAAUUAUUUAAGCGCAAUAACCGCGCCAAGCACAUUUUUAACCCAAGGGUUUGCUACUUCAGGUCUUUUAAUUAACACGCAUCAAUCCAAAAUAUUAGUGCCCGCUCUUCAAUCCCAGUGGUUAAUGAUGCACGUAAGUAUGAUGAUACUGGGCUAUGCAGCUCUUUUGUGUGGAUCAUUAUUAUCAGUAGCAUUUCUAGUAAUCACAUUUGGAAAAAUCAUAAGAAUCCUUGAUAUUGAUAAAACCAAUAAUUUCUUAAAUGAUUCAUUUUCCUUUAGUGAGAUACAAUAUAUGGCGGAAAGGGAGAGUCCUUUAAGAAAUAUUUCUUUUCUUUCUUCUAAGAAUUAUUACAGAUUUCAAUUGAUUCAACAAUUAGAUGAUUGGGGUUCUCGUAUUAUAAGUAUAGGGUUUAUCUUUUUAACCAUAGAUAUUCUUUCAGGAGCAGUCUGGGAUAAUGAAGCAUGGGGGUCAUGUUGGAAUUGGGAUCCCAAGGAAACUUGGGCAUUUAUUACGUGGACCAUAUUUGCAAUUUAUUUGCAUACCCGAACAAAUAAAAAUUUGGAGGGUUUAAAUUCCGCAAUUGUCGCUGCUAUGGGUUUUCUUAUAAUUUGGAUAUGCUAUUUUGGAGUUAAUUUAUUAGGAAUAGGCCUGCAUAGUUAUGGUUCGUUUACAUUAACAAUUAAUAUAUAAUUGAA
This is a messenger RNA of Mercurialis annua (annual mercury), 1284 nucleotides long. RefSeq names its product cytochrome c biogenesis protein CcsA-like. Lineage: Eukaryota; Viridiplantae; Streptophyta; Magnoliopsida; Malpighiales; Euphorbiaceae. Gene Ontology annotation, molecular function: heme binding. Gene Ontology annotation, cellular component: plasma membrane. The record is from RefSeq and is a predicted model, not a curated record. Gene Ontology annotation, biological process: cytochrome complex assembly. The transcript has a single exon. The coding region runs from base 305 to 1279 and encodes 324 amino acids.